CUUCUAUUUGGCCACAUUGCAGGGACGUAUUCCUCUAAGACUCACCAGCUUCUUCCUGUAAGACCUCAUUUCAAGAUGCAGUAUGGAGGGGCUCCUGGAGGGCCCGCGUUUCCCGGACAGACACAAGAUCCGCUGUAUGGCUACUUUGCUGCUGUAGCCGGACAGGAUGGGCAAAUAGAUGCUGAUGAAUUGCAGAGAUGUCUGACACAGUCUGGCAUUGCAGGAGGAUACAAACCUUUUAACCUGGAGACUUGUCGGCUUAUGGUCUCAAUGCUGGAUAGAGAUAUGUCUGGCACAAUGGGUUUCAAUGAAUUUAAAGAACUCUGGGCUGUACUGAAUGGCUGGAGACAACACUUCAUCAGCUUUGACAGCGACAGGAGUGGAACAGUGGAUCCUCAAGAAUUGCAGAAGGCCCUGACAACAAUGGGAUUUAGGUUGAGUCCCCAGGCCGUGAAUUCAAUUGCAAAGCGAUACAGCACCAAUGGGAAGAUCACCUUUGAUGACUAUAUUGCCUGCUGCGUCAAACUGAGGGCUCUCACAGACAGUUUUCGAAGACGGGAUACUGCCCAGCAAGGUGUUGUGAAUUUUCCAUAUGAUGAUUUCAUUCAAUGUGUCAUGAGUGUUUAGGUGAGGAGGAAGCUGCAUGAACUGGUCAACAUUCCAACUGGAGUUAGCAUCUGCUCUUAACUUUUUGCCUUCAGUAAUGUGUGUAAAUUACACCGCCGCUUUCCCUUAGCAGCUAUUGUAAAGGUUUAUUACAUUAUGUACGACUGAAGUUUUAAAUUUUGAUAAUAAAUUCUUUGGAACUUUAAUAAGACCAAAUUUGUUAUACCAUUUAGAACUUCUUUGAGACAUUAUCAAUCAUGCUUUAUUUUCUAAGCCUCUCUUAUGUAAAUUUAAGUAUGCAAAAUGUUGAAGGCCCAUUAUAUAUUUUUCAUUGUGAGAUAUUAAAAACUUUUAAUCAGA
Molecule: messenger RNA, 966 nt
Organism: Carlito syrichta (Philippine tarsier)
Lineage: Eukaryota; Metazoa; Chordata; Mammalia; Primates; Tarsiidae
Gene: SRI
Product: sorcin
Exons: 8
Coding region: 76-627 (183 amino acids)
Molecular function (GO): calcium ion binding
Source: RefSeq, a predicted model, not a curated record